Molecule: messenger RNA, 378 nt
Organism: Trichosporon asahii var. asahii CBS 2479
Lineage: Eukaryota; Fungi; Basidiomycota; Tremellomycetes; Trichosporonales; Trichosporonaceae
Exons: 1
Coding region: 1-378 (125 amino acids)
Source: RefSeq, a predicted model, not a curated record
AUGCCCGUUAAGCUCGGCGACAAUCAGCGAGCUCAUGACAUCAACCCUGCGAAGCCCUCCGUGGGCCGUGGUCUGGUCCCCGCCGUCCCCGCCGUCCCCGCCGUCCGGACCGGCCAUAACCUCUCCGAUGUGCGUCAUGCCACAGUGCCGAUCUCCGGAGUCAGAAUGAACCCUUCAUCCCCUUCGUCAAACCGAGCCGGAUCCACACUCUGGCCACGAGCAUUAGCUACAAGACCGAGCACACUCGACGCUGCUACCUCCCGCCCAAGUCCCCAGGUCCCGAUUCCCAGCAUGCUGACCCCGGGCACCCGAGACGCCCACUCUGUCUCUCGCGAUCGCUCGGAGAAUAUCCUGGUCAUGAGCGGGAUUGGGAAUUGA